This is a messenger RNA of Lactuca saligna, 2340 nucleotides long. The record is from the annotation of a GenBank genome assembly. Lineage: Eukaryota; Viridiplantae; Streptophyta; Magnoliopsida; Asterales; Asteraceae.
GGGUUGAAGAAAAUACAUGCAGAAUCCAACUCUAAAAUCCAAACAUUAGUUAGUUGCAUCACUCGCUCCUUUCAAAAACCCCAAAUCGCCCAUCUAAUUCAAAUCUCGGACUUUCCGCCAUCUAUGGCGACGGUGUUGUAAUUACGAACCCUCAUACGGUUUCAUCGCCGGGGUUUAUCGAUGCACUUGUGAAACACUCCGAUCACAACUGACAAAUAUAGUUUUUUCCCCUCCAAUUUCCGUAUUACAAUGGCGGUUUCUUUCAAGGUGUCAAAGAAAGGUACCCGAUUUCGCCUAAAACCCAAACCUGAAUCCCCUUCUUCUGCUCUAGAAGACAAUCACAAAGUUGAUGCUCCUCCUCAACUUCCUCAUAUUCACCCCCCUAGUACGCGAAAGAGAUCGAUUGAUGACACCCAGGAUGAUGACGAUGUUGCUGGAAUUUUAGAUGCAGAAGUAUCCUUUAUAUUAAACAUCUUCCCAGAUGGAUAUACAAUCAAAAACCCAUCCGAGGUUAACAUUGUCCAUCAAAAUGCUGUACAAAAUGACCCAAAGCUUUUGUUCCCUUAUGAUAGGACAUCUGAAAAUCUGUUUGCAGCAAUCGAAUGUGGAAGACUUCCUGCAUAUUUUUUGGAUCAUAUACCUUUCAAAUUCAGUAAUGGAGCAGUUGUGUGCGAGGUGCGAGACUUCUGUGAACAAGGAGUUAAUGGUCUUUCUACAGUUGUUUCUCCAUGUAUUACCAAAGUAUCUCUUAAGAUGUCAUUGAAUAAUGUGGUGAAAGAUAUGGAUCAGUUUUCUGAUAGUGCUUGGACAUAUGGUGAUUUAUUGGAAGCGGAGUCGCGGAUAUUAAAAGCCCUAAAACCAACACUUUGUCUAGAUCCGACUCCAAACUUAAACAGACUCUGUAAGGAGCCAACUUCCUUAAAUCUAAAUCUGAAUAUUCCUGAUAUAAGAAAGAAGAGAUUGAGGCAAAUAUAUGGAGUUGUUACUGUAUCUGAGAAUCAGAUACAGGGGAAGCUUGAUAAUGUGAAUGUUCCAGAAAAUAGGCCUAAAACCAGUGAUAGUUUAAGCUCGAUUAUGCCUCCUGUUCAUGGUAAGAAGGGAAAUGAAGAUGGAAACUUGUCUUCCAUAGGGAAUGUAAAUCAGAGAGCUAGGUCAAAGUCAAAUCAUACAUGUGUUUAUAGCAAUCAAACACAACGGAUAUCAUCACACAUGGAUUGUAUUGAAGCACCUGAAUCCCGCUGGAAAAACAUGCCUGUGAAACAAGACCCAGUUGGCGGCAUGCAGCGGCACCACCAUGGACAAGUGGCGGCGAUAAGUGGAGUAGGGUCUCCUUCUAAUGUUGGAAAAGAGAUUGAUAGAAGUGUGUUUGAUAGAUUUUCCAAACUCCAGAUGUUGGGUGUAAGGGUUAGGCGGAAUAGAAAAAAGAAGAAUAUGGAUGGAUACAAAAGAAGUAGACGUUUUUCAAUUCCACAGCUGUUUGAUUGUCUUUUGAAUGAUGAGGAUAACGACAACAGUUUGAAAGAUGAAACAUGUAAAAGUAAAAUGCCACUGUCCAUGUCACUUGUGGGUGGGAGCAUGAACGUCUGCAAGACUAGGAUUUUGAAGUUCGUCAAGGCUGGUUAUGUGUCACAAGAAAAUGGAUUGGUUCCCAAGUUGCGAACUAGACUGAUGUUAUCUGAAAAAACAAGUGGUGGCACUGUCGCAGUGCAUUAUGGUGAGCUGGAUGAUUCUGAUGACUUGGCAGAAGAACAACUUCUUCAUACACUUCCGAAUACACGUACUGCGGACUUGUUUGCAGCAGAGUUCUGCUCCCAGAUGUUGCGUGAGGGACAUCAUGUAGAAGUUGACCAUGUCCAGGGUGGUCAACCCAACACUGGUCGUGGACACUUGGUCAAAACUGAGAUUCAACCAGUUCUUGAAGCUGAACAACAAUCAUCUCUUUAUCAUCAACACCACCUCCAAAGAUCAUCAAAUCCACUGCCUCAUUCGAAUUCAAACAUUCACCACUUGGGUGAUUAUAAGGGGUUGCCACCACAACUUCAGAUCUUACACCAACAGCAACAAGCUCAAAAUCAGAAGAAGAUGAUGAUGAUGAUGGGAAUGGGACAACUAACACAAGCACAGGCUGCUGCUAUCAUGGCUAACAGGAUGGUACAUGAAAGUAAAACACAUGUUACUGGAGGGCAAUCUGGUAAUAUCACUGGUUUUCCAGUGAUGGGUUAUCAUGGUAUUGGUAUGAAUCCUAUGCAAAGGAACCCGUAUAUGAACCAGUUGCAUUUGCCACCUCAAUCUAUUGGAAUGCCACAUCACUCUCAUAUGAGUGGUAGGAUGGAUUUGUGA